Molecule: messenger RNA, 937 nt
Organism: Neocloeon triangulifer
Lineage: Eukaryota; Metazoa; Arthropoda; Insecta; Ephemeroptera; Baetidae
Exons: 6
Coding region: 92-841 (249 amino acids)
Source: RefSeq, a predicted model, not a curated record
CAGGCUGAUCAAGCGAAAAGGCGCCAAGACAAGGCAAAAAGUAAACAGACAAAUAUUUUUCAUCGCAACUCAAAUUCAGACGCACACGAAAAUGAGCAAAGAAAUGAGGAAGGCCGACAUGCAGGCUGCCUCCGAAAAGGCAGUCCCACCUUUGGAUGAACUCGUUCACAAAAUCCAGAAGAUCAUAGACAAAUUCCCAGAGGACUACCUGAAAACCGCGUUCACUGACGAUUUCAAUGAAAACUUCGGAGGCUCGCUCAAAGAAAAAAUUCUGAAGCACGCUGAUGAAAUUGCUCGCUUCUCUGGCCCUAAUGAAUCAGCCGGAACUCUCGUCAUUCCUGACUAUGCUGCCAUGGGCAUGACCAAUCUUGCCAUGCAAGCUCUUAACUUUCUGAGGCAACAGAUUGAUGCGGCCACAAAGUAUAUCGAGAAACGAAAACUGGAUAUGAAGGAAACUGAGAAGCAUAAUGCAAUGAUUCAAAAUAUGACUUCAGCAAUUGAACAUCGUCUGAGAGACGGAGACGAGGUUGGUGAAAUGGGUGCAAUGAUAGAAAUGAACGUCGAAGAGGAAAACAAUCUCAAAGCCAGGAUGAAAAAAAUUGACACGGAGCUCCAAAACACCCUGUAUGACGUAAUUGGAACAAUUUACUCUGACAGAGAUGGUCUAAAACUGAAAGAAGCAAUCAAUACACUUUGUUCCAAGUCACUUAAGAAAGAUGGUGACCCAUAUAUUGAAGUCACUUUCCAAAAUCAGAUCCCAAUCAACACCCUCCGAAGCAUGGGUCUUGUUGAGGACCACCCACACAAUCAAGGUUAUGUGAAGCUUGUUGCGUUGAAUUGAGAUUUGGUUCAAUUUUCAAAAUAUCAGACUGAAUGAUUUAAGUGAAACUAUAUUGAUGUUUGUAAAUAAUUUAAAUAAAUAGAAAUUGGAUCGUAA